AUGGGAGUGCGAUCUUUGCUCAACCCAGUGUUAGGUCCGGAGCGUCGGCAGCCGGACCGCUUUCCGACAGACACGGUAUUCCAGCUGUCGGAAAUGGAUAGCUCGUGGAUGAUGCGUAUGAUGAUCAUGAGCUGGACGAUGUGUUUUCACGACGUCCUUGACGCCGAUAAGCUUCACGAUUCGCUCACUGAGCUUCUAAACAUCGGGCAUUGGAAAAAGCUAUGUGGUCGUCCUCGGCUAACUAAGGAUGGCAAAAUUGAGCUUCACAUUCCGGACGUUUUCACUCCAUCUCGCCCAGCAGUUCACUUUACUACCGAGCCUAACCCUGCAAGCGUAAAGCUUCACCCACUCUCUUCUACUAUCCCCUCGUACUUCCCCCAGACGACAGCAGGGCCGAGGAUCAUCGACACUCCCGAGAAUCUGCAUUCCAUUCUUGCCGGUCCUGAAGCAGCCAAGUCAUUCGACGACUACAACUUCACAGACCGGCCUGCCUUUUCACUCCACAUCAUUACAUUCACUGAUGCAACGUUUGUGACGAUCACCUACCCUCAUAGCAUGACGGACGGCAUGGGUCGACGCGAACUUGUCGAAAAUUGGUGUCGCAUCUUGGCCGGUCGUAGGUCUGACGUUACACCAAUGGCUUUCCCGACCUUAGAUCCUAUGGCUAAAGUUGCGAAAGCAUCUCCUCCACGCUACGAUGAACCUUUCACAUGGGAGCACAAGCGUCUUCAAGGCUGGGGGGUGGUCCGGUUCACCUUUAGUAUUCUGUGGUAUUUGAUCAGGAAUCGUAUCCGCCAGAGGAAUCUCUUUAUCCCAGCUACCUAUUUGGCAGCGCUACGUCAGCGUGCCGAAGAGGAUCUUGAGAAAGACGGGGAGGCCGCGGAUCGUUUGAGUGACGGGGAUAUCCUGACAGCAUGGCUGUCGCGCCUCGCAUGCUCCCAUAUAAGCGAAAAGAAUACCUCAAAACCCAUCUCUAUUUCUACAGCCCUGGAUCUCCGAGGCCGUCUUCAUGAAAACGAUAUGCCUCCAAACUUCGCUUACGUCUCGAAUGUUGUUGCUUACAACUGGACCAAUGCGAACGCCCUCGAGCUCCUUCGGGGAACAUUCGGCAGGACUGUGGCACUAAUUCGGAACUCGGUGAGGUCGCAGCUCACAGAUGCGCAGGUUUACGCCUCGACUCGGCUCACUUACAACGCCGUUGCAGAGAGUGGCAGCACGAAGCAGUUUACUGAGCCAAACGGCUUUGUGGUCUCCGUGUCUAAUGUGUCCAAGGCGAGAUUCCAUGAAGUCAUUGACUUCAGUCCAGCUAUCAAAGACGGUGGCAUUGAUGAGAUUCGGACAACACCGAGAGGCAAGAUCGUGUGGCAGUGCAACACUCCGAAGAUGAAGAUGCACCCACCGUGUCUGAUCUACAUACAGGGCAAGGACCAUGGUGGCAACUAUCUCGCACAGAUGUUGGUCUCUGAGAAGACCUGGCGCCUGAUCGAGAAGGAAAUAGAAUCCUCAGUCUGA
Colletotrichum aenigma is the source of this 1512-nucleotide messenger RNA. RefSeq names its product Acetyltransferase BOT5 (gene BOT5-1). Gene Ontology annotation, molecular function: acyltransferase activity, transferring groups other than amino-acyl groups. NCBI's taxonomy places the organism in Eukaryota, Fungi, Ascomycota, Sordariomycetes, Glomerellales, Glomerellaceae. The record is from RefSeq and is a predicted model, not a curated record. The transcript is spliced from 2 exons. The coding region runs from base 1 to 1512 and encodes 503 amino acids.